AUGCAGCAUGCCUUCCCGCAUUAUUUCUGUGGUGGCCUGCAGCAAUAUAACAGCAGGCAAAGAGGUUACUUUGCAGGGAUAUCUUCGAAUUUCAAGGUCAUGAAACCGUCAUUCAAGUCAGAGAAGCAGACAUCAGCAAACAAGCCUUCUUCAUCAAAACCUGAUUCUAUAGAUGAUGACCCUUCAGGCAACAGUGAAGUCCGGCAGCAGAAUGAUACAUCAGACACAUCGAAUUACCAUCCUAAUGCAGCAGCGGUCAUAGUACCUGAUGACAACUGUAUCGUUUUCGGCAGAGGAAAAGGAGCUAACAAUCGUCCUGCCAACAAGAGAAUGCGGGUAAUCAUCGACAGUUACAAAGAUCAGUAUGUCGCUGCGGAGCGCGGAGAAAAAUGCAGAGUGGUUCGAAAACUACAUGACGAGCUUGUUGAAAGAGGCAUGAGGUUCUUGAAGCAGGUAGAGGGCGGGACUACAUGGGUCGAAGUCGACACGAAUGCGGCCAUCCUUAAGGUGGGUCACGCUCUCCGAAGCGCUAAACAAGAUAAGCAACAACAAAAAUCAGUUCGUCCAAGGCAGCCUAGCGUUUCCAACAAUUCACAAUCGGUUCAAGAGGCCCAAGUUGCGCCCCAUUGUGAGCCGGUGCAAGUCUCGGCGACUGCUUUGAUAGAAGCGAAUGUACUUGCACAGACAAGUUUGACGAACACUCCGCCGCUGCCGGUGGGACCAAGCUUGAUGCUAGAUAGUGUGCUAGGAGGGCUAGGAGCAUCGAGAUUUGCGGCGGCUGGAACAUCCUACCCAUCGCUCUCGUUGGAAAACAGUCGCCUGAUGGAAAUGGAGAUGAACCGCUUACUGUCAGUGUCGCAGUUGUCGAUGGGAGUGGCCGCAGCACCAUAUGUGGACCUGAGUGGAUUAUCCACAAGCCAACUUCUUCUAUUGGUUGAACGACAACGCAGUCUUCGCCAAAUGAUGCUGAAUGACACAUCCAUAUGGCCAAGACACUUCCCAGGGGCCCCGCCGUAA
This is a messenger RNA of Cylindrotheca closterium, 1017 nucleotides long. The record is from the annotation of a GenBank genome assembly. NCBI's taxonomy places the organism in Eukaryota, Bacillariophyta, Bacillariophyceae, Bacillariales, Bacillariaceae.